AUGGCCAACACUUCUUCCGGCGGGCGGAGACGAUGCCAAAGGGCUUGUGAGAUGUGCUACCGGAAGAAGACCAAAUGUGAACUCGAAACCUCCGAUUCCAUCUGCAUGCAAUGCACGCGACGGGGCUCCAGGUGUGUCUUUCCCGGGAUUUCGCCCGUGUCGGAGACGCAGCAGGAGGAAGAACGGGAUCAGUAUAUUCAGUCCUUGAAGGAUCGAUUGGAGAAAAUCGAAACUCUGCUCAAGACAGCAGGCAUUCUGCAUGAAAGCGACGUGACUGGCGACUAUUUGGAUGAUGAGAUCGAUGCCGAGUCCCCGGACGAUGACCAGGGCAAUGGUCACCGACGGACAAGGUCCUUGGGCAACUUGUCGUAUCGAUCCUCCGAAUCCAAUGCGCUGUCAGAUUACUGCGAGGCAGCCAAGUAUGGCGGUGACUUGGAGGGCACUCCCAUAUUCAAAGCUCAUGAAAGCGACGAUCCACGAUUUUUCGGUCGGUCUUGCUCUCUGUCGAUUCUCUCACGCGGCGGUAUUGAAUGGAUCAAGAAUAAGACGGGCGAUGUCAGCUUCCUGCGCCUUCUAUCACCUGAUUCAGUUCACGAUAGUCCAUGGAGCAUUUGGAGACCAGACGUCUUCCAUGAUCUCUUCGCUUCUCAGGUUUAUCGACCGCUGCCCCCGCGGUCAGAGGUAUUUUCACUUAUGAAAGACUUCUUUCGGACUGCAAACCGACUCUUUCCGAUCUUCCAUGAAAGUACUUUUAUGAAGAUGGUUGAAUGGCAGUACACGCAGCAGACAUGCGACGAUGCCGCGCGGUGGGCCAGUAUCAAUAUGACCAUCUGUCUGGCGUAUGAAUAUCGAUAUUCCAACAGUCUGAAAUCGGAAAAGGAUCGAGAAAAGGCUCGGAUGUAUUUCAAGAAUGCCAUGUCGGUCUUUACAGAGCUGGCUCUUCGACGCACAGACAUACUGAGUGUGCAAGCUUUGUUGAGCAUGGCUUUCUUUCUCCGCGGCAAUUCCGGUACCCAGUCUGCACUGCCGUUCAUUACGGCAGCCAUGCGUUCAUGCCAGCGGAUGGGCCUGCACCGAGACAUCCCGAGACCAGAUUUGAGUAUUGAAGAUCAGGAACAGAGGCGACGAGUCUUUUGGGUCACCUUCACCGUUGACCAGAGUACAUGUUUGAGGGCUGGGAAUGCCCCGUCUCAACACCCCGAUGACUUCGAUGUGCCUCUACCGGAAGAACUAGAGGAGGAGAAGAAAGACUCCGAAGUGGCCAGCAACAUUCCCUUCUUUCGUCAACUGUGCCGAAUGGCAUUGAUCAAGAGCCGCAUCUUUUGUCGACUGUACUCCGCCAAAGCGCUUCUCAAACCGCCUCGAGAGAUCUAUCAAGUAGUAAAGGAGCUUCAUGCCGAGCUAGAGGAGUGGGAAAAGGACUACCCAUUUGAGGAGGAGCCCAGGCAAAAGGUUGCCGAAACGGAUUUUCUAUUCGGCUUCGGCUCGAUCGGUCUUCGUCUCGUCUACUAUAAUGCCCUGAUAAUGAUUCACCGAAUACCUCUCCUUCUCAACUACUUGAUAUCUUCUCGGGAAGACCCGGAAGAGCUGAAAUCUCUCAGCAAGGCACAGGCGUCGAAGUCAGCUGUGAUUUGCGUGCAGGCCGCGCGAGACACGCUGAAACUGGUGAACAAUAUGCCGUGGGGAGAUAUUGCGUGGUUAUGGUCUCUUCUCUACUACGUAUUCCUGGCGGCAGCGACAAUCUUCUCGAACAUCCUUCGGGAUACUCGUCACUCGUCAGUACGAGAAGAUCUACACUCUCUCAACAUGGCCGCGACCUUCUUUGCAACACUCGUCCCAGGGGAUGGACCUGCCAACUAUGCUGGUUUCAUGACCCGAAUGAGCGCCAAUUUGGAGCGCAUCGCCAGGCUAGCAAUAGAAAAAGACGAGAAACGAGCCCGGGACCCCGACGACAUAGACAACGGAGAUCAAACCCCAGGCGCCAAGAGACAACAUUCUCGAGCAAACUCGGCUUCACAACCGAAAUUUCGCCACCGUCCCACGAACCUUCGAACAUCAAUGAACUCCGAUACGACGGGAUCAUAUCACUACCACACAUCCGAGGCCCCGCACGCGUCAAACCCAUCCGCCACAGCCCGCUCGUACAUGGCGGAUUUCGGAAUUCCGGAAUCCAUCGAAGGCCUUCCACCCAUCAACUCGUCCGGAUACGUCGUACCGCUUAGUCCAAGCAGGAUAGACUUCUCGGUGUCUACAGGUAUAUCGAACCAGCAACAACCUGAGUCAGCUACCGGCGGUUACUCGGGCCUCGGCCUAAGCAACAUGAACAACACCACGCCCGACUUCAACACCAUAUGGAUCCAGCCACAACAGCAAAGCACAACCACAAAUACAGCCACAACACUCUCCUCCCCGCAAGACCAACACCAAUCCCCAUUCUCCGCAUCCAGCACAAACAGCACCCAAAUCCCAGAAUCAUGGCAAGUCCCCCUAACGGCCGACUGGUCCUACGGCGACAACCUCUGGUCCGGUCUCUUCCCAACAGAAGCACUCGUCGCCUCCGGCACAGUCCAAGACCCGGGCUUACCAAUGCCGAUCCUCUCCGCCGAAUCUUUCCUAAACGCAGACCAGGCAAAUAUGUCCCAAUCAACCGGAAACCCAGACAUCACCUUUGGCACGGAUAACAUGGAUUACGGGUUCGCGCCUUCGACGACGCAAGACCAAAAUCCGAAUCAAGAGGGUGAUCUGUGGCCAAAUGGGUUUUUGGGGCUUUUUUGA
Molecule: messenger RNA, 2775 nt
Organism: Penicillium argentinense
Lineage: Eukaryota; Fungi; Ascomycota; Eurotiomycetes; Eurotiales; Aspergillaceae
Product: transcription factor domain-containing protein
Exons: 6
Coding region: 1-2775 (924 amino acids)
Biological process (GO): DNA-templated transcription; regulation of DNA-templated transcription
Molecular function (GO): zinc ion binding; DNA-binding transcription factor activity, RNA polymerase II-specific; DNA binding
Source: RefSeq, a predicted model, not a curated record